Marmota monax (woodchuck) is the source of this 1285-nucleotide messenger RNA. It is a transcript of the gene Naa80, whose product is annotated as N-alpha-acetyltransferase 80, NatH catalytic subunit. Gene Ontology annotation, biological process: protein acetylation. The record is from RefSeq and is a predicted model, not a curated record. Gene Ontology annotation, cellular component: cytoplasm. Gene Ontology annotation, molecular function: acetyl-CoA binding; N-acetyltransferase activity. The coding region runs from base 131 to 1069 and encodes 312 amino acids. The transcript is spliced from 2 exons. NCBI's taxonomy places the organism in Eukaryota, Metazoa, Chordata, Mammalia, Rodentia, Sciuridae.
UCCGCCGCACCGCUGGGGGCCAGCGCGGACCGACCGAAGAGUCUGAGCGAGAGACAGUGGGAUACCGAGCCGUGCGGAGCGAGGACGCGGGACAUCCCCGAGCCCGGAAUCAACAUACCCUCUGCACUGGAUGGAGCUGAUCCUGAGUAACAGCCCAGCUAAACUGACUCUGGGUCCUGCUUGCCAACCAGAGUUGACCCUGAGAUUCAACCUGACCAAGCUAACCCUGGAUCCCACACACCAGCCAGAGGUGACCCUGAGCCCCAGGCUAGCUGAGCUGACCCUGGAUUCCACAUGCCAUCCAGAGAUGACCCUCCGUCCUGACCCAGCUGAGCUAACCCUGGAUCCCAGACACCAGCCAGAGGAGACCCCACUCCCCAGCCUGGCUGAGUUGACACUGGAGCCUGUGCAUUGUCGACCUGAGCUCCUGGAUGCUUGUGCUGACCUCAUCAAUGACCAGUGGCCCCGCAGCCGUGCUUCUCGCCUACACUCCUUGGGCCAGUCCUCAGAUGCCUUCCCUCUCUGCCUGAUGCUGCUGAGUCCUGGUCUUACCCCUGAAGCAGCUCCCAUUGUGGUGGGUCAUGCCCGUCUGUCACGAGUGCUGGAUCUGCCCCAGAGCCUCUUAGUGGAAACAGUGGUUGUGGCCCGAGCCUUUAGGGGCCGUGGCUUUGGCCGCCGUCUCAUGGAGGGCCUGGAAGUCUUUGCUCGGGCCCGGGGCUUCCGUCGGCUGCACCUUACCACUCAUGAUCAGCUAUACUUCUAUGCCCACCUGGGCUACCAGUUGGGUGAGCCUGUUCAAGGCCUUGUCUUCACCAGCCAACGGCUGCCCUCCACCCUGCUCCGUGCCUUCCCAAGGGCCCCCUCUUCCCGGCCAUCCUGCAAAGUCCCAAGCCUGACUGCUCAAGCAGCCCCAAGGGGACCUAAGGGGCCUCCACUGCCACCACCCCCUCCCCUGCCCCAGCCCACCUCACCCUCAUCUCCAGAAGGGCCCCUUCCACAAAGCCUGCUGGAGACACAAUACCAAGACCUCAGGGGAUGCCCCAUAUUCUGGAUGGAAAAAAAUAUCUGAGGGCCCCUUGGGACAAAGCACUGCCCUUCUGAGUCCCUGAACUUCCCAGAACAAUACCAGCCUCAGCCCACUGACCAUAUUUCAUCCCUUAACCCCUGGGGGCAGCUUUAGCCUGGGUAUGUUUCCUGGGUAUCAGUGGGGGGCUAAAUGGGGUAGCUCCAGUAGCUCUGGCUUAGAGUCAUCAGUGUAGCUGAAUAAAGGCUUCUGUUGAGUGUA